Molecule: messenger RNA, 2287 nt
Organism: Mesocricetus auratus (golden hamster)
Lineage: Eukaryota; Metazoa; Chordata; Mammalia; Rodentia; Cricetidae
Gene: Fbxl2
Product: F-box and leucine rich repeat protein 2
Exons: 15
Coding region: 121-1392 (423 amino acids)
Biological process (GO): SCF-dependent proteasomal ubiquitin-dependent protein catabolic process
Cellular component (GO): SCF ubiquitin ligase complex
Molecular function (GO): protein binding
Source: RefSeq, a predicted model, not a curated record
CGGACCAAUGGACGUCUCGGAGCCCACCUUGAGGCCGGGGCGGGGCGCCGGGCUGGCGUCACCAGGACAACGGGCGUCGCCGGCGCCGUGUGACUCCGGGCUGUGGGCGCGCUCGCGGCCAUGGUUUUCUCAAACAAUGAUGACGGCCUUAUCAACAAGAAGUUACCCAAGGAACUCCUCUUAAGAAUAUUCUCCUUCUUGGAUAUCGUAACUCUUUGCCGGUGUGCACAAAUUUCCAAGGCAUGGAACAUCUUAGCCCUGGAUGGAAGCAACUGGCAAAGAAUAGACCUUUUUAACUUUCAGACAGAUGUAGAGGGCCGAGUGGUGGAAAACAUCUCCAAGAGGUGCGGUGGUUUCCUUAGAAAACUCAGCUUGCGCGGCUGCAUCGGCGUCGGGGACUCCUCCUUGAAGACCUUUGCACAGAACUGCCGGAACAUUGAACACUUAAACCUCAAUGGCUGCACAAAAAUCACUGACAGCACGUGCUACAGCCUCAGCAGAUUCUGCUCCAAGCUGAAACACCUGGACCUCACGUCCUGCGUGUCCGUUACCAACAGCUCCUUAAAGGGGAUCAGCGAUGGCUGCCGGAACCUGGAGUAUCUGAACCUCUCCUGGUGUGACCAGAUCACAAAGGACGGCAUCGAGGCGCUGGUGCGGGGGUGCCGGGGCCUGAGAGCCCUGCUCCUGAGGGGUUGCACACAGCUAGAGGAUGAAGCUCUGAAACACAUUCAGAACCACUGCCACGAGCUCGUGAGCCUCAACCUGCAGUCCUGCUCACGCAUUACCGACGAUGGCGUGGUGCAGAUCUGCAGGGGCUGCCGCUGGCUGCAGGCUUUGUGCCUCUCGGGCUGCAGCAACCUCACAGACGCAUCUCUCACGGCCCUGGGCCUGAACUGCCCCAGACUGCAAAUUUUGGAGGCUGCCCGAUGCUCCCAUUUGACGGAUGCAGGCUUUACACUCCUAGCUCGGAAUUGCCAUGACCUGGAGAAGAUGGAUCUUGAAGAGUGCGUCCUGAUCACUGACAGCACCCUCAUCCAGCUAUCCAUCCACUGUCCCAAGCUCCAAGCCCUGAGUUUGUCGCACUGCGAGCUCAUCACGGAUGAAGGGAUUCUCCACUUGAGCAGCAGCACGUGUGGGCACGAGAGACUGCGGGUGCUGGAGCUGGACAACUGCCUCCUCGUCACGGACGCCGCGCUGGAGCACCUGGAGAACUGCCGAGGCCUAGAGCGACUGGAGCUGUACGACUGCCAGCAGGUCACCCGGGCAGGCAUCAAGCGCAUGCGGGCUCAGCUUCCUCAUGUCAAAGUUCAUGCCUACUUUGCUCCAGUCACCCCUCCACCAGCAGUGGCAGGAAGUGGACAUCGACUGUGCAGGUGCUGUGUCAUACUUUGACAGCAGCCUCUUAGGACAAGGGCCCCACCCUCCAGGUUAGACCAGUCUGCGCCACCAUCACUCAAUCUCAAGUCUGCAUUGGGAAAGCAUUGCAGGUAAUGACUUCAGCACAGAUGGCAGUAACUGGUGAUGCCAUUCACCCUAACCUUGCUGGGGUGCAAGCCAAUCACAGCCUGUGUAGUUACCAUGUGGCAAGAGUGACGCGGUGCAGCCAAGACCACACAAGGAGCCCGGAGCCCUUCAGAGGUGGGUACCAUACCAGGCACACCAGCCCCACCCGGCUUUGUCAGCAACCUGCAUAGAACUUCAGUGUUAGCACAACCCAAGCUGAGCAGAGAGCCGUGCUUUUCUAGAUCCUUAGCCAGUGGCCUACUUUAAUCCAUGCUUCCUACUGAUUUGCAGGACUUCUUCACUCUGAAGACUAAAAGCACCUUUGUCGAUGUGAGUGUACUGCAAACUCAGAAUGGCUGGUAGUUUCCCAUGCAGAAACCUGUGGGAAAGGCACGUUAACACAUUUCCGUAAGACACCAAAGAAAUGAGGACUCUAAGCUGGGUGGGCAGGACUGUCACCUUUCUGUUGAUUGAACGUGUUACACCCAACUCUAGGGACCAAAAGUUAGACAAAAGCAGCCUACUUUGCAUUGCCCCAUUGGAAAUAAGCCUGCCAUAGGCUACAGCAUAUAGUGCAUUUUUGCUAAAGGAAAAAAGCCAAUUAUGUCUACACUUUUCAAAUUCGGGAGAACCAAGAAGAAAUCCAGAAUUAAGUUAUCUAUAAUGUAAUCAAGUAAAAAUAAUGAAUGGGUGCAUGUAGAAUGGAUGUAUUUUUUUUCAAAUUUACUCUGAAUUUUUAGAGAUCACGCCAGAACUAUAUUAAAGCUUCACACAUGAAAAACGA